UCUCGCCGCGCUGCCCGGAGGUGACGGCAGGCGGGAGAACGGGCAGGAAACGCGCUACUCCCUAUUCGCCCCGGCCCUUCCUCGGGUUUCCCGCGUACAGCCCUUCCCCUCACAGGGAAGGAGCGGGUGGGAGCGCCUCGACCCCUUCCCCCGGAACCGGCCGCCAGGCGAGACGGCGCUCAGGCACCGCUGCCGUCAGCGGCGGGAGUGCCCUCAGUAAACAUGGCGCCGGCCCUCCUCAGGUGACCUCGGCGGCUGCCCCGCCCGCUCUCGCUGCGCCAUGGCGGCUCCCUGUGCGGUCUGGCUGGGCGACCCGAUGGAGAGGGUGCCCUGCCCCUACGACGUCCAUCACCGCGUCCCCCGGGCGUCUCUGGAGAGGCACGCCGCGUCUUGCCGGCUCCGCAAGAUGGGAUACUCCGCCGAGGAGGAGGCCGAGAUGUACGACUCCAGUUUUUUCUACGAAAACCUGAAGGUUCCCACUGUCGUCAUGGAUAAAGAUCUGCAGUUUCACAUUGUUAAGCAGGCUAGAGCUCAAAGUGCAAAAGAAGGUACCAGCUGCAGUGAAGGGUCAUACUCAUUACUACCUGUAGAAGUUCCUCAAAAUCACAAGCGUUUCACCUGUGACCUGACUCAAGCCGAUCGCCUUGCUCUCUAUGAUUAUGUUGUUGAGGAGACAAAGAAACAAAGGUCUAGAUCCCAAAUCACGGAAAACGACAGUGACCUCUUUGUGGAUUUAGCAGCAAAAAUCACCCAAGAUGAUAGUCAGAAGGGUCCAAAGUCCCAUCUUGAAAUUCUGGCUGAAAUGCGAGACUACAAAAGGCGGCGGCAGUCAUACAGGGCUAAGAAUGUUCAUAUAACAAAGAAGUCUUACACUGAGGUGAUUCGGGAUGUGAUUGGUGUGCAUAUGGAAGAACUCAGCAAUCACUGGCAGGAAGAGAAUAGGUUGGAUAAUGCAGAGACAUGUGAAGGAGGGAAGUCCAAGUUUUCUGGAAGAAAAGAAGACAGGAGGUCAGCUUCAGUGGACUCACGGCAAUCUGGAGGAAGCUGCAAAGAUACAGAACGCAGCAGACGUAGGAGAGAAAGCAGCAGGAGUCCAAGUAAACGAAAAAGAAGUCAUGAAAGAGGCAAAGACAGAGAUUCUUGGAGAAAAAGAGAACGGGAUGAAGAAAAAUACCAGAGUCAUAAAAGAAGAAAAUAGAUACUUGAC
Molecule: messenger RNA, 1207 nt
Organism: Calypte anna (Anna's hummingbird)
Lineage: Eukaryota; Metazoa; Chordata; Aves; Apodiformes; Trochilidae
Gene: SNRNP48
Product: small nuclear ribonucleoprotein U11/U12 subunit 48
Exons: 9
Coding region: 281-1198 (305 amino acids)
Cellular component (GO): cytosol; nucleoplasm; U12-type spliceosomal complex
Source: RefSeq, a predicted model, not a curated record